AUGUCGACCACAUUCGCACCUACAUCCGCAUCCGCGCUGGAAACUCCCGUCAUCGUCAUCGAUACCUGUCUCGUGAGUGCAGAUUUUGCUCAUUUCUCUUCUUCCCCUUUUACUCCCUCGCUCUCCGCUCUUUCCCCUUCGUCGUCGCAUUCUCCUCCCGUCUCGACCUUUCUGAAUAUUCCGCGCUUUUUCAUGACGCCUUCGCCCUCGACUAGAUAUCUUAGAGUUCAUCAAGGGAGACCGAUGCGGAUCUCGUCGGUUACGCCGUUGACGCCGGUUAAUAGUCCGGCGUCUCCGGUUGUGCGGGAUGUGUUUUUGGGGGUUCCGGAGUUGGCGGUGGGUAGUCCGAGUUUGAGGUGGAGGGGUUGGGGUCUUGAGUCUUUUUCUGGUGUGUAUGAGGGUGGGUGUGAGUGCAAUGGUGAGAGGCUUGGGGCUGGGGCUGGAAUAGAGAGGGGAGAGGUGCUGAUGAGUCCGGUUGUACCGCCGAAUACGCCGUGUUCGCCUUUGGUUCUGGGACGGUUGGAGAGGGGGGGGAAGAAUGAGGGGGAUGAAAAGGCUGAGGGGGAGGAGUGUGGGGUUUUGAUUUUGAGUCAGAGUCAGAGUGAGAAUGAGGAGUCUAUAGACACUUUUCAAAACACAAGUGAGUAUUCAACAAGCGAGCGUGUUUUUGAAAAUAUCCCGCAAAUAGUUGUGGGGUUUGAAGAGGAGGGGUGGGGAUAUCUGGAUGUGCAAGCGGAGGCGGAAUCGGAGGCGGAGGCGCGAAUAAAUGAGAGAUGUAUUGGGGGAAAAGUGGGAGAUGAAGAUUCAGUCGUGGAAUUGAUUGGGUGGGUUUGA
Botrytis byssoidea is the source of this 834-nucleotide messenger RNA. RefSeq lists its product as uncharacterized. Bases 1 to 834 code for a protein of 277 amino acids. The record is from RefSeq and is a predicted model, not a curated record. The transcript has a single exon. Lineage: Eukaryota; Fungi; Ascomycota; Leotiomycetes; Helotiales; Sclerotiniaceae.